GCAGCUGUGGAAAUGAGAUAAAACUGAGCUGCCACUUUGGGAAGCUCUCAUUCACUCACUUGUUGCAGCCAGAAACCUCUGAAGCCAAAAGUAAAAACGUUUGGUGACUCGUCAUUGUGCUGGAUGCCGGCUGUUUCCUGCGAGCAAAAGGGAGUUCAACAGGUGGAGGGAAUGAAGCUUUGAUCUUUGCACUUUGUGGACUUUUUUUCUUUUAAAAAGCAGAAUUUAAAUAUUUUUUUUUGCUAUUUUUGGUUUGUCUCUCAAACUUUAUCUUUUUGCUGAAGACAUUUUGAAGAACACUGAACUCUGAAGCUAGCACACCUCUGAACAGACUAUGAACGUGCUGUCGAAUCCAGUGAUCAGGGCCCAGGAGCAGUCUCUGCCUCCCUGUGGCCCCGGGUCUGUCCACCAGGACUUACCCCACUGCCCUCCGGGGUUCAACCUGAGCUCCCGCCUAAAUCCUGCGCCCAUGCUUGGCCUCCAGAGUGGCCAGAGACCAACCAAACCUCAGAGGGAGCUGAGCCCAGAGGAGCAGCAGGAACUCAGGAGGAAGAUCAACAGCAGGGAGAGGAAGCGGAUGCAGGACUUGAACAUUGCCAUGGAUGCCCUGAGGGAGGUCAUGGUGCCUUACGCCUCCUCGCCAUCGCCCUCCUCCUCUUCCUCCUCCUCCUCUCAGUCCCACCCGCCGGGAGCUCCUCCGGGCCGUAGGCUCUCCAAGAUCUCCACCUUGGUUCUGGCCAGGAACUACAUCCUCCUCCUGGGUUCGUCUCUGCAGGAGAUGCGGCGGCUGCUGGGGGAGGUGAGCGUGGGGAUGGGGGUGAACGCGGGGCCGGUCCCCCGGCUGCUGCUCGCUGGAGGGUGGCCCCUCAUAUCUGGCCCCAGUCAGCUCCUCCUCACCCAGGAGUCCCUCCUCACCUCAGCAGCCUCCUCCUCUUCCUCCACGUCGUCGUCGUCGCCUGCCGUUAAAUGUCCCCUGUUGUCUCCGGGCCCCAUGGAGGCCCAGCUGGCUCCUGUGCAUUGGAGCUCCGCGGGGGCCUCAGGAGGGCCCCUGUGCCCCUGUGGAGUCUGCAGACUGCCCAGAUUUAGCCACGCCGCUCCGGCUCCACGAUUCUCAAAGUGACACCUUGAAGUUGAAGUUUAAGAACGGACUUGAUGACUGUUAUAAGUUUUUUAUAUAUAUAUAAAUUGUUAUUUUUCUAACAUUUGUAACAUGUUUAUAAUAAUUUAAUGCAAUAACUUACCAUUAUCCUUUGAGCUUUUUAAACCUAAUGGAUCUACUUUGUAUUUGGUAAGCCAGUUUCUUUAUGAAGCAAAUAUAAUAAUCCCCCUUUUUGAUAAAUUGCAUUUUAUUACUUUUACUUUUACUUUGAUUGACUUCUUUGACGAUUGUUAUUGAAAGUGUGAGCUUUAAUGACUGUUUGUGCGUGUGUGUGUGUGUGUGUGUGUGUGCUUGUACAGCUAACUCUGUGAGGACCAAUUUGAGUUUGACACCUUCAGAGUGAGGACAUUUCUGGACAGUGAGGACAUUUUGGCCAGUCUUCACCUUCGGACAGACUUUCAAAGGCCUGGUUAGAAUUAGGUUUAGGGUUAGGGUCAGGGUUAGGGUUAGGGUCAGGGUUAGGGUUAGGGUUAGGGUUAGGGUUAGGGUUGGAGUCAGACAUUUAGUUGUGUUGGGGUUAGGGAAUGCAUUAUGUCAAUGACUGUCCUCACAAAGAUAGAAGUACAAGGCUGUGUGUGUGUGUGUCUGUGUGUAUGUGUGCGUUUGAUUGCAGGAUUGUAGCUUGUUGGGUGGUCACAAUUUUGGGGGCCCAUAACUGGAGAGAGCCCAAAUCAGGGACUCUUAUCAAAUAAAAAGUGUCAUAUUUAAGAGCA
Molecule: messenger RNA, 1872 nt
Organism: Sebastes umbrosus (honeycomb rockfish)
Lineage: Eukaryota; Metazoa; Chordata; Actinopteri; Perciformes; Sebastidae
Gene: olig1
Product: oligodendrocyte transcription factor 1
Exons: 1
Coding region: 335-1120 (261 amino acids)
Molecular function (GO): protein dimerization activity
Source: RefSeq, a predicted model, not a curated record